Armigeres subalbatus is the source of this 1837-nucleotide messenger RNA. Its product is annotated as myoneurin-like. The coding region runs from base 116 to 1744 and encodes 542 amino acids. Gene Ontology annotation, biological process: regulation of transcription by RNA polymerase II. The record is from RefSeq and is a predicted model, not a curated record. Gene Ontology annotation, cellular component: nucleus. Lineage: Eukaryota; Metazoa; Arthropoda; Insecta; Diptera; Culicidae. Gene Ontology annotation, molecular function: zinc ion binding; RNA polymerase II transcription regulatory region sequence-specific DNA binding; DNA-binding transcription factor activity, RNA polymerase II-specific. The transcript has 4 exons.
GUCACAGGGCGAAUUUCGACUUUUGCAUUUAUUUUGACAGUUCAUAAAUAAAAAUAAACACAAAAUGAAAAAAGUUUCGUAUUUUUCCAUCGAAUCGUUGAAUAUUAUUUAAAAAAUGCCGAAAACCAUGGAUAUUUCUAUUGUUUCAACUGCAGAACUGGAAAACCCCUUCGAGUGCGCCGACAUCAAGACUGAACCACCGGAUGAUUUAAUAGCGGAAUCGGACGUUGGUUUUCCGCAGCUUUCGAGGAAAGUGUACAGCAUGGCUGAAGCAGCGGUACAAACAUCCCGCCGUAAGAAUAUAAACCGUGGCGUUCAGGUGGAUCUUCAGUUGAUUCCGAGGGAAGUGCUAGGAAACAUUCAAUCCGGAAGCUAUGUGGAAGAACCACUAGGACCGCUUCUGGCAAAGGAGGCUUUUGAAAAACAGUGUCGUAUCUGCUUGCGAGAGUUUUCCGGAUCCAGUUUAGCCUACAUAAUGUUUCCUCAGAAAACGAAAAUCCUAGCGGCGCUGGGGAUCAAAGUUUAUUUGGGUGAUGCCUAUCCUUUUAUUUGCCGAACGUGUUCAAAGCUGGUUGAUAUGAUUUAUGACUUCCGGAAUACUUGUUUGAGGGCUCGAAAUUUGCUGGCAAACGAAAGGAGGUCGAUUCCUGGGAAGAGCUGGGACAGCGAUGAGAAUCUGCAGAUCAUUGAAAACUGUAGGGUGAUGCUGGAAUCGCAUCGGUUCGAUAUCGAUGCUGCUUAUCUAAAAUCAACAAAAAGUUUUAACAAAAAGACAAAAAUUGAUUCUGGAUCGGACGAUGCUAGAGUAAAACCAGAGUCCAUAGCGGUGAUCAUGGUAGAUAAUGUGGAUGAAGAGUUAUUGGAGCCCAUAUCAGUAGAAGAAAGUUACGAGCUUGAGCCGAGCAGUAGUAGCUCGAGAGUGUUAGCUUUGAAGGUGGAACCAGUUUUAUCGGAUCGGAGCACCAGUUCUUUGGGAAAUUGUGAGGACGUUGAGGAUGAAGACUACAGUCCUCCGUCUGGGUCGGAAUCGGAUGAAAAGUUUGUUCCUAUUCCGUCUCCACCGCCGAAGAAAAAGCGUGUGCGGAUUGUAACAAAACCGUACAAAAAGCGUCAGAAGAAGGAGAAACCCCUAGACGAGAAUGAGGAACUAGCUUUGGAGGAUGCUCAGGAUGGAAAGAAAAAGAAAAAUGUGAAAGAUCCGAAACGAUCUCGGCGUGGAGCGCUUUGUGAUUUUUGCGGCGAUUGGGUUGAAUACCACACCGUGGAGAGCCACCAGAAUCAGCAUUUAGGCCUUAAACCGUACGCAUGUCAAAUGGAAGAUUGCAACAUGUCCUUCUAUUGUCGAAAUUUGUUAAUGAAGCACAUUCGACGGCAGCACAAUGCUGAUGGUCCGGAAUAUCAGUAUUGCGACAUUUGUAAGCAGCGAAUCAAAGGGCCUAAGGCGGCCCUUACCAAGCACCAGAGGAUCCAUACUGAGGAGAAAAACUAUGUUUGUGCUGUCUGUGGUAAAGGAUUUACCACACCGGGGUAUCUGCGACAGCAUUCCAACAUCCAUACGGAUCUGAUGCCGUACGAGUGCAGCGUCUGCCGUCGAAAGUUCAACAACAAGUACAACAUGUUGACGCAUGAGAAGAAGCACUUUGUGAAGGGUGAAACGUCGGUGGCUUCGGAUAAUCCUUCCGAUGUGUCGUUCCAGUCGGAAUCGAUACCAGCAAACAUACCUCAUUAUACGGGGUACCAGUGACAUCAACUGCAACGUUAUAAGUAUGUUGAUUUUUAAGUUGAAGCCAUUAUUAUUUUUAAUCGGUUUUGUAAAUAGACAAUGUCAAUAAUUUUA